UACGCUUGACUUCCGAUGUUCAAUUUGUUAUUUUGAUUCGCAGGAAUCAAAGUAAGUUUAAAUGUUGUUUACUAUAUAGGUGCGAAAUAACAACAGCCUGAAGACAAAGGCGUUUUAAAAUGACUUCUACAGCUGCAUUGCAAAUCACCAUAUGGAUUACUUUGACCUUGGUUGUCAUCGUGAACGGACAGACGUGUACGUGCGAUCUUACAGGAGGUGUAUGUGAAGUGAAUUGUUGCUGUGACGUUGAUUGCACGUCGGCAGAUAUUGCUACGUUUAGUCGGUGUAUAGACACGUCGUAUGUAUUGAACAAUCAGAAAUGUGUCGUGGAUCAAGUAGUUUUUGUGAACAGUAUAAGCAGCACUGUGCAGACUCAUCAAAACGGAUUAUUUUGCAUCGAAACGGAUAACUUUGCGGAGCGAAACAAUUAUAUCAACCCACUGUGUGCAACGAGUAACACUUGCUUCAACUUUUAUACCCCAACUUUCACAUAUGAAACCUCAGCUACAGCAACAACCUUGUCUACCACAGCCUACUACACAUCUGGAGAUACAAUUGACACAAUUUACACUGGAAAUGUGACCGGACUUUUCAAGAUACCAGUUCCAUCUGUAUCAAAUUUGUGUCAGGAAUCUUCUCCAGUUGAAUAUCUGAUCAAUCAAAGGGGUUCAUGUGUUCAGUCAAUCAUAGAUUUAUCUAUAGAAUGCACUACUAAUCCUUCAUUGUCAGCUUCUUCUUAUUUUGCAGGUUUCAAAAUUGCUCCAACACGGUCUGCAUUCCUGCUAGCAAUCAAUUCAAGCAUAUUUGAUGACCCAAGUCUUUUGGACAUCAAUGAAACCUGCAUUGGGGUUACUUCAAAUUGCAGCUCACUUCCUUCCUAUGAUACUGGUUUACUUCAGUGUUUAAAUGCUGUAACCUCUGCACAAUAUAGCUUCACUGUUAAUGGAACAGGUGGAAUAACCGCAGUUGAUGUUACGAUAACUUUAGCCAACUUAGCUUCAACUAGUUUACCUCUAGCUCAAGAUUUUGGGGUAAGUUUUGCUUCUUUAACAACCUCUAGCACUGUAACAACAGCAAGAAGUGGAAACCCAGGGUACAUUGUUGGAAAACCAGUAAUUUCAGCAUUGUAUGAAGCUGUCAAUCAAACUGUCUCUAUGAGUUCUGACCCCAAUGUUGGGUUCACUUUGGUCCAACCUGAUUCAACUGGUUUAUGCAGUAAUGUUGCACGAACACCUAUUCUGUUUGGGCAGGAUUUAUCUACAGGUUGCAGGAUAACAUACACAUCAAGUACCCCAUGUGAUGAUAUACAACAACUUGCUUUACGUGUUUUAAAUAGAGCAACUUUUACAACGAAUUCCAACCUUUAUGUUGCAGCAUUUGGUAAUUCAGAUAUUCAAAGUCUUAUUCAGGAUAUAACGACUCAAGAUUGGGUUUUGGUGCAAGAGACUGCACCAGGUGCUCUGACUGGAACAGUAGCUAAUGGCUGUAACGGUAUUCUGCUUGGUGCCCAUUAUCAAAUCUUAUAUGCAAAUGCUGGAUCUAUUUCAAAUCCUCAAGCCAAAAUUAUUGGUGUAAGGUAUUCAUACGAUACAAGUCAAACUCUAACAUUUGUAUGUUUAUCCCCGAAUUGUGAUACGAGAACACAAUCAAUAGAAAUCAAAAACUCAGUUACGUUUCUUGAUGUUUCUGAAACCCCAACUACAAUAUUUAAACAGCGACCCACGAUUCAAGCUAAACUACCGAAUGAUUUCUUUUUUCCGUUUAAAAACUCUGCAACUUCUAACUUGAGUCUCAACAAGUUAUUCUUAACAUUAUUAAGUGUGUUUUUGUGCUUUUUGUUCAGGUAAAAUCAGCAAAUUAUGAGUGUUUAAUCUUUAAUGUUAUGGUUUUAUGGUAAAAUUUUUUAAAAACUGAUUUAAAAUUAUUGGUAUAUUAUAUAUAUAUCUUUAAUUUGUGCUGCACAAAAACAGUGACUAAAGAUGAUAAUUAUUAAAUACACACUUCUUCUGUACAUUGUUGUAAGUUAGACCACUGUACCUUUUAUCACUUAGUUCAUAUAUCGCUUUUUAUAACAUGUGUGCUUCCAGAAUUAGCUCGCUUAUUCCAAAAAUUUAUAUUUUUUUACUUAGA
Molecule: messenger RNA, 2130 nt
Organism: Ciona intestinalis (vase tunicate)
Lineage: Eukaryota; Metazoa; Chordata; Ascidiacea; Phlebobranchia; Cionidae
Product: tectonic-3-like
Biological process (GO): cilium assembly
Source: RefSeq, a predicted model, not a curated record